Messenger RNA from Drosophila mauritiana, 1827 nucleotides. It is a transcript of the gene eIF3l, whose product is annotated as eukaryotic translation initiation factor 3 subunit L. Lineage: Eukaryota; Metazoa; Arthropoda; Insecta; Diptera; Drosophilidae. The record is from RefSeq and is a predicted model, not a curated record. Gene Ontology annotation, cellular component: cytoplasm; eukaryotic translation initiation factor 3 complex. The transcript is spliced from 4 exons. Gene Ontology annotation, molecular function: translation initiation factor activity; protein binding. The coding region runs from base 118 to 1737 and encodes 539 amino acids. Gene Ontology annotation, biological process: translational initiation.
UCGGUCACACUGUUUCGCCCUCUUUUCGCCAAAAAUUUGUUGGCGUGUUGUCAAUUUCCUAAGGAUUUGAUCGGUUUUUCGUUUUGUGUGUAACCCGGAAAGGAUAAAACAGCGACAAUGUACGGCGGAGACGAAUACGCAACCAAUUCGGAGUACUACGAUGACUACGCCCAUACCGGAGACCCGCAACUGGACAUGGAGUACGAGAGGAACUACUACGCCGCCCGGAUGCCGGACAACGUCAAGUACUUCCUGAUCAACUUCUGCCAGGCGAUCAAGGAGGGCAACUUGUACGACAUCCAGAACAUGUACGAGAACACGUUCCCGCAGAUCAGCGACCACCACUUCGACAAGACUGCUUGGCCCGAGGAGCAGGAGGUGGCUGCUAUCGUGGACAACGACAAGGUCUUCCUGAUCUUAUACAAGGAGUUGUACUAUCGCCACAUCCACGCACGCAUCCCCGGUGGACCCAAGUUGGAGCAGAGGAUUAACUCGUUCUUCAACUACUGCGACUUCUUCAACCUGAUCAUCUCGGCCCAGAACCCAGUGAUGCUGGAGCUGCCCGACAUCUGGCUGUGGGAGUUGGUGGAUGAGUUCGUGUAUCAGUUCCAGAACUUUGCGCAGUACCGCGCCCGCCUUACGGAGAAAUCGCAGGAUGAGAUCCAGCAGCUGUGCGUGAACCACAGCAACGAGUGGAGCAUUCUCUGCAUCCUCAACGUUCUGCAUUCCCUCGUGGACAUCUCGAACAUCAAGAAGCAGCUGGAGGCCAUCUCGCAGGGCGUUGAUCCCCAGACCGUGGCCGGUGACUUCGGCAAACUGUCCUUCUACAAGAUGCUGGGAUACUUCUCCCUCGUCGGACUGCUGCGCGUUCACUCGCUGCUGGGUGACUACUACCAGGCCAUAAAGGUGUUGGAGCCCAUUGAGAUCCACAAGAAGUCCGCCUACUCGCACAUCCCCGCCUGCCAAAUCUCGACGUCGUACUAUGUGGGCUUCGCCUACAUGAUGAUGCGCCGCUAUGCUGAUGCCAUUCGCACUUUCUCUGAUAUCCUCCUGUACAUCCAGCGUACCAAGCAGCUGUACAGCACGCGUUCAUACCAAAACGAUCAAAUCAACAAGCAGGCCGAGCAGAUGUACCAUCUUUUGGCCAUCUGCCUGGUGCUCCAUCCCCAGUGCAUCGACGAGUCCAUCCAGCAGGUGCUCAGGGAAAAGAACUACCACGACGCCAUGUUUAAGAUGCAGUGCGGUGAUCUGGAGGUCUUCAAGUCCUUCUUUGUCUUCGCCUGCCCACGUUUCGUGAGCCCCUGCCCGCCAGCUGUAGAUGCACCCAUGGACGACUACGUCAAGGACCCGAUGGAACACCAGUUGCUGGUUUUCAUGGACGAGGUGCGCCAACAGAAGGAUCUGCCCACAACGCGCUCGUAUCUGAAGCUGUACACCACCCUGCCGCUGACCAAACUGGCAUCUUUCAUCGAUCCCAACGCCAGCGAGGAUGACGUGUCGAAGCUGCUGAUCCGCCUGCUUUGCUUCAAGCACAAAAUGCGCAACCUGGUGUGGAGCAAGGGACCCAGCGGCCUGGAGGGCACAUUCAAGUCUGGCUCCGAGUUGGACUUCUACAUCGACGACGACAUGAUUCACAUAGCCGACACCAAGGUUUCACAUCGGUAUGGCGACUUCUUUGUGCGUAAAAUCCUUAAGUUCAACGAUCUGAAUCGCAAACUGAAGAACAUCAACAUUUAAGCCGACUCCUUGUGACCCUUAAUGAUAAAUUUAAUAUUCCAUACUGGACCGAUGUGUUUUGAUAUCAAUAAAAAUCGCUUUAUGGGGGAA